AUGGAAGAUGGGCAUAGGGAGAAAGAAAACACAGAUGGGCAGAAGAAGGUUCAAGAGGAAUUUGACAUAGACAUGGAUGCACCAGAGACAGAGCGGGCGGCUGUGGCGAUACAGUCCCAGUUCAGAAAAUUCCAGAAGAAAAAAGCGGGGUCCCAGUCUUAGUAGCUACCUCACAGCUUAAAGCAAAGUAAUUAUGAAAUGAUUUAUCAAGAAGAUCAGAAAUAACACAAAGAUGCAUGUACAGAAAUUAUCGAUAUUUAAAACCCCAUCAGCAGAACACAAACCAUGAGCUUGUGUGUGACUUCAUCCCAGGUGUUUCAUGCCCAUUAUCCUCUGUAACUCACCAUUUUAUUUGAUGUUGUAAUAAAAAGUUAGGGUGGAAUAAUUAAAGUGUCUGCCUUCAUCUGUCUUUUCAUAUUAAUCCAGCAACCACAGUGUUACAAAUGAACCCAGCCCAGAUGCUUGUUUUCCUCUUCAUGUAAAGCUCAGAGAUAUAACAACACUGUAUGUGGCCAGGUUUUUGCUGAGGGAUGAGAGCACGUCUCAGCCCUGCUUACCUCAUUUGGAGAAUUCCAGCUGCCAGACAAAUGUGACAAUAAAAUUACUUUCUCGUAACGAGUUGAAAGUAAAAA
Molecule: messenger RNA, 632 nt
Organism: Pterocles gutturalis (yellow-throated sandgrouse)
Lineage: Eukaryota; Metazoa; Chordata; Aves; Pterocliformes; Pteroclidae
Product: Purkinje cell protein 4-like
Exons: 2
Coding region: 1-162 (53 amino acids)
Cellular component (GO): cytoplasm
Molecular function (GO): calcium ion binding; calmodulin binding
Source: RefSeq, a predicted model, not a curated record